AUGGGUAGCUUCACACCCAAGCAGUCUCUGACUGUGCUCGACAAUCGCACUGGAAAUGUGAGUGCACAAUGUCUCGGCCCUUGCUUCCCCUGGCAGGUGCAGCCAAGAGGCUCCUCGCGGCGCAUCACCAAGCGUUUGCUGGACUCUGGUGGCUCAUACCGAAUCAAUCUCACACCGGCGCUGAUCAUCUUCAACGCCGCUCGCUCAGUCUUACGAAGUGCCAAUCAAGAACAAUGCCAUUCAAGCCACAGCUUUCACUCAAAUGAAGGCGACGCCUCAGGCAGUGUUUGGGGCUCAAGACAGGCCAGAGGACGAGACAGAGAAGGGCAUUCGGGUGUCGGAUAGCGCAUACGCCAACACUGCGGCCGUCACCAGCAGCAUCACCUUCAUCGAUGGUGGACGAGGCAUCCUGAGGUAUCGCGGAUAUCCCAUCGAGCAGUUGGCGAGAAAGAGUCACUUCUUGGAGAGCGCAUAUCUGCUCAUCUACGGAGAGCUUCCUACCGCACAGCGAUACGAUGCGUGGAGCAACGAAGUGGUGAGUGACAAGGAGAGGCGCAGCUUGCGGAUUGCUCAGGAAGGCAAUCGCGCCACUUAGAAGGGAGCGAUAUCGAUGAUACGUCUGGCAUCCUGACGGUCUCCACGUGCGUCGUCAUGCCUUCAGCUGCACCACACCUACCUGCAUCAUGAUGUGGUGAGUGAGAGGAUGGCUUGGAGACGCGUCAAGCAUCGUUGCUCAUCUUGUUCGCGCGCAUUUUCCAGGAGCACGUCAUGAGCAGCUUCCGCUACGACUCCCAUCCGAUGGCCAUGCUCAUCAGCGGUGAGGCGAGCCUGUUCCUGUAUCUGGCCAGAUCAGCGCACACUCAUGCGCGCGUCGCCCCUGUCGACAGGUUUUGCGGCGCUUGGCGCUUUCGCACCCGAGGCGAACCCUUCUUUGCAGGGUCAAAAUUUGUACUCGAGUGCUGCCAAGGGCAACGUGGAUGCCUUGGCUCAAGUGAGUACGUCGACGAGUGCACGCCUGAGGAGUCCAGUCUCACAAAACGACUCCUCCUCACCAUGACUAGAUGGACAAGCAGAUCAUGCGCCUGAUUGGAAAGGCGCCUACGCUCGCCGCGGCCACGUACCGCAACCGUCAAGGCAGACCCUUCAACCGCCCUCCCACCGGGCUGUCCUACUCUGGAACCUUCUUGUACUGUCUGGACCAACUGAGCGAACACCAGUACAAGCCCAAUGCCGUGCUGGAGAGAGCGCUCGACAUUCUCUUCCUGCUCCACGCAGAUCACGAGAUGAAUUGCAGCACCGCUACGAUGGUCCAUGUCGGCAGCAGUCUUGUCGAUCCUUACUCCGCUGUCGCCGCUUCUUGUGCCGCUCUGUACGGACCUCUGCAUGGUGGUGCCUCCGAAGCCGUUGUACGUCAGCUCAUAGAUAUCAAUGGGCCGGGUGAGUUUCUUAGCAGAUGAGCAACGCAUGGCCUGGGGCGCCCACCUCACCGAGACAUGUCUUCUCGUCUUGCUGCGCAGAGAACGUACCCAAGUUCAUCGAGCAAGUCAAACGCAAGGAACGCAACUUGGCGGGCUUCGGUCAUCGCGUCUAUCGCACUACCGAUCCUCGAUCGACCAUCAUCAGAGAAGUUGCUGAGCAAGUCUUCUCGGUCACGGGCCGUUCCAAGCUGCUCGACACUGCAUUGGCUUUGAGAGACGCUGCGGAGAAGGAUGACUACUUCAAAUCGCGCAACCUUCACGCCAACGUCGACUUCUUCUCGGGCAUCAUUUACCAGCAGGUGAGCUGCAGUGCCAUCAAGCGUCCGUGACACCGCAUCACUGUGCUCAACAGCCAGAAUCUGCUUCCCUUUCCCAGAUGGGCUUCCCGCUCGAUUUCUAUCCUGUCCUCUUCGCAGUUCCGCGAGUGGUGGGUUGGCUUGCGCACUGGCGUCAAGCCAUGCUCUCACCAAGCCAAAGAAUUUGGCGCCCCAAGCAGAUCUACAUCGGAGCGAGCGAGCGCGACUAUGUGGACGUGAAGCAACGUGAAGAGGCGAGGGAGCCCAAGUAUGGAAGCGGACCCGUCUCUGUUGCGCACGGCGGCGACUCAAAGAGGCGUCAUUUGGCCACUUACCUCGAUGAGACUGGCAAGCUCCACGCUCGCAGCAAGUUGUAA
This is a messenger RNA of Ceraceosorus bombacis, 2151 nucleotides long. The record is from the annotation of a GenBank genome assembly. NCBI's taxonomy places the organism in Eukaryota, Fungi, Basidiomycota, Exobasidiomycetes, Ceraceosorales, Ceraceosoraceae.